AUGGCCAAGCUCUGGUUCAAGUUCCAGCGGUGUUUCCGGUAUUUCCGCAGGAAGCCCGUGCGCUUCUUUACCCUGCUGGCUCUCUACCUGACCGCUGGGAGCCUCGUCUUCCUGCACUCGGGCUUCGUGGGCCAGCCCGCGGUGCCCCAGAGCCAGGCGAGCCCUGCCGUGGGGAGCCCAGCAGAAGGAGCCGAGCUGCCCUUCCUGGGCGACUUGCACCUGGGCAGAGGCUUCCGGGACACGGGGGAGGCCUCCAGCAUCUCACGCAGAUACGGACCUUCAUUCAAGAGCAAGGAGCCCAGCGAGAGAGCCAAGCUGGGUGACUACGGGGGAGCCUGGAGCCGGGCCCUCAAGGGGAGGGUUGUCCGGGAGAAGGAGAAGGAAAAGGAAGAGGAGAGAGCCAAGUACAUCGGCUGCUACCUGGACGACACCCAGAGCCGGGCCCUGCGAGGCGUGUCCUUCUUCGACUACAAGAAGAUGACCGUCUUCCGUUGCCAGGACAACUGUGCUGAACGGGGUUACCUGUACGCUGGGCUGGAGUUCGGCGCUGAGUGCUACUGUGGCCAUAAGAUCCAGGCGGCCAACGUGAGCGACGCGGAGUGUGACAUGGACUGCAAGGGAGAGCGGGGCAGUGUGUGUGGUGGUGUCAACCGCCUCUCAGUCUACCGGCUACAGCUGGCCCAGGAGUCUGCCCGCAGGUAUGGAAGUGCGGUGUUCAGGGGCUGCUUCCGCCGACCCAACAACCUCUCCCUGGCCUUGCCUGUGACGGCCGCCAUGCCAAACAUGUCCGUGGACAAGUGUGUGGACCUCUGCACAGAGAAGGAGUACCCCCUGGCAGCUCUCGCUGGCACUGCCUGCCACUGUGGCUUUCCCACCACACGAUUCCCUCUUCACGACCGGGAGGAUGAGCAACUGUGUGCACAGAAGUGCAGUGCCGAAGAGUUUGAGAGCUGUGGGACCCCCAGCUACUUCAUUGUGUACCAGACACAGGUCCAAGACAAUCGCUGCAUGGACAGAAGGUUCCUCCCAGCCAAGUCUAAGAAACUCAUCGCGCUCGCCAGCUUCCCGGGCGCCGGCAACACGUGGGCUCGCCAUCUCAUCGAACUGGCCACCGGCUUCUACACCGGCAGCUACUACUUUGAUGGAUCUCUGUACAACAAAGGGUUCAAAGGUGAGCGAGACCACUGGCGCAGCGGCCGGACCAUCUGCAUCAAGACCCACGAGAGUGGCCAGAAGGAGAUCGAGGCCUUCGACGCAGCCAUUCUGCUCAUCCGCAACCCCUACAAGGCCCUCAUGGCGGAGUUCAACCGCAAGUAUGGAGGCCACAUCGGCUUCGCUGCCCAUGCCCACUGGAAAGGCAAAGAGUGGCCCGAGUUCGUCAGGAACUAUGCCCCGUGGUGGGCCACACACACGCUGGACUGGCUCAAGUUUGGCAAGACGGUACUGGUGGUGCACUUCGAGGAUCUGAAGCAGGACCUCUUUGCGCAGCUGGGCCGAAUGGUCAGCCUGCUGGGCGUGGCGGUCAGGGAAGACCGGCUGCUGUGCGUGGAGAGCCAGAAGGAUGGCAACUUCAAGCGCUCGGGGCUCCGCAAGCUGGAGUACGACCCUUACACCGCCGAGAUGCGCAGGACCAUCGCUGCCUACAUCAGGAUGGUGGACACAGCCCUGCGCAGUCGCAACCUCACCGGGGUGCCCGAUGCCUACGGCCCAAGAUGAUGGGUGGCCAGGGAGGGUCCCAGCUCCCCCCUUGGCUCCAAGAGCUGGCUUCCCUCUGGCAUGAUGACAACCCUAGGCUUCUGCCUGCCUUCAGAGAGACCCCCUCUGAGGCCUGGGGAGGAGACAUCCAGGCACCUUCCCCUGGCUGCCUGGCUUGGGGAGUCCCUGCCCCUGCUGUUGGUGGGGG
This is a messenger RNA of Peromyscus eremicus (cactus mouse), 1903 nucleotides long. It is a transcript of the gene Wscd2, whose product is annotated as WSC domain containing 2. Lineage: Eukaryota; Metazoa; Chordata; Mammalia; Rodentia; Cricetidae. The record is from RefSeq and is a predicted model, not a curated record. The transcript is spliced from 8 exons. Bases 1 to 1716 code for a protein of 571 amino acids.